UACUUCGACAUGAUUGGCCAAGCGGUUGUCAGGAGUGUUUACAGGAAACAUGGCUUCUCUGCCUGUUGGAGAGCAUCAAGAAAUGGAAGUGGAUCGACGAGGUGAGUCCGAAGAGUCUGGUGAUGAUGACACCAGAAGAAGGAGUAUCAACGGCGAUGUGGACCCAAAUCAGCCCGCAGGAACAAGUACAGAAGAGUCCCCUGUUGACAUGGACACCAUAACCUUGGACCCAGAAGAAGAGGAUGUUGAUCUUGUUCAUUGUCGUAUUGGAAAAAUCGAAGGAUUGGAAGUUCUACAGAAGGCCAAAACACUAUCCUUAAGACAGAACCUCAUCAAAAAGAUAGAAAACCUUGAGAGCUUGAGCUCACUACGAGAACUAGAUCUCUAUGACAAUCAGAUUCGCAAACUAGAGAACCUGAGCAACCUCAAAGAAUUAGAGUUGCUUGAUGUUUCCUUUAACAUUCUGAGGAAAGUGGAGAAUUUGGAGGAGUUGACCAAAAUUAAAAAGCUUUUCCUGGUUCACAACAAAGUCACCGCCAUCUCCAACAUAGACCACCUCACAAGUCUGGAAAUGUUGGAGCUGGGCUCGAAUCGUAUUAGGGUCAUCGAGAACCUAGACGCUCUUUCGUCAUUGCAAAGUUUGUUUCUUGGAACCAAUAAAAUAACAAAGCUUCAGAAUCUGGACAGUUUACACAACCUGACUGUUUUAAGCAUUCAGAGCAACCGGAUUACUAAAAUGGAGGGACUACAGAACCUGGUCAACCUGAAAGAGCUCUAUCUGAGCCACAAUGGCAUUGAGGUCAUAGAAGGCCUGGAGAACAACAAAAAACUCAGCACGCUGGAUGUUGCUGCCAAUCGAGUUAAGAAAAUUGAGAACGUCAGCCAUCUGACAGAGCUGCAGGAGUUCUGGAUGAACGAUAAUCAGAUAGACAACUGGUCGGAUCUUGACGAGCUGAAGAACGCCAAGUCCCUGGAGACGGUGUAUCUGGAGAGGAACCCUCUACAGAAAGAUCCUCAAUACAGAAGAAAGAUCAUGCUGGCACUGCCCACUGUGCGCCAGAUUGACGCUACCUUUAUUCGCUUCUAAGCUGUAGUGUACGACCCACCUGCCAAACCUCUCAGUGUUUCACCUCCCUGCCUGCCCUGCCCACUAAAACACCUCCUCAAACAUAUUGGCCUCACAAUGUCAUAAUGUCACUCCAAAAAGGAUAUACAUUCCAACACAGAACUCACUCAUCAUACAUGUAUGCAUGUAUGCACUCAUGCAAACCUCAAUCAAUGCUUUUGUUUUCAAGCUUUUAUUUAUUAAGGCGGAACUGGUGAAAAUGGAAAACUACCCUAUGCUCAUUUCCUCUUGUUUCUUCUGCACUUUGUAGUUUGUUUGUUUUCUGUUUUCCUUUUUGUUUCAAAUUUGUUUGCAUAUGUGAUACAGUUAGGCGCACCAGUCUUGCUGUGGCCAUCAAGAAAAUAAGAAAUCGAUCUUACCAAACACAUCAAUGUAGUUGCAUUGUUCUUAUGUUAGUGGAAAAGGAGACAAAUAUUACUGUUUUGGGGAUUUUGUUUUUGUAUGUUCUGUCACGUCAAUGCUGUUAGCAUAACUGAACCUGAAGAAAAGACCAGUUCAAGAUCAAACAUUUAAAGGGAAAUUGUAACAAGAUGAAAAAAAUAAUAAUCAACAACUAUGUUUUUUUUAUUUCUGCUUCAGCUUAAUUAAUAUCUUGAUCUAGAGAAUAAGAAAACAUAGAAACUGAAGCCUUAAAACAUCUGAUAAUUAAAAGAAGACUAGAAAAGUGGCCCACGCAGUCAUUUAAAGAACGACAUUCUUUACUUCUGUAUUAUUUUAAAUAAACUGACAUCGUAACAAAGGGAAGUUUUUUUUGUUGCCCGGCAGCCUUGUCUAUUCCUUCAAAUAGUUUAUGAAAUAGGUUUAACAGCUGAUUAAAGAGCCGUGUAGUAAAGUAAAACUCAUGAUAAUGUCAAAAACUAUCCAUACAGAUGUUAUGUCACAUUUUUUGUUAGGCAUUAAAGCUUGAAACAGCUUCUGAUUACAGCCUUUGGUCACAUUUACUUUCACCAGGUGGUUCAUUUAUUUAAUUUAAACACCUGACGAUAAAAUGUAGAUUGUAUCAGAGUUAAAUGUAGAUUCUAAUGGCUGGACCGAUCAAAAAGUGUUUACAAAUACAAAAUGAACUCAGCGUUGGCACAAAAACAUUCAAAUACAUUGAGAUAUGAAUAGUCUACGAUUAGAAUUUAUAAAUAUUAAAUCAUAGUUGCUUUAGGAUUGUUUAGAUCAAAUAAUGGCAAGACCAGUCAAAUCUAACAUUAUCUGGCAAGUUUGUUGUCCAUAAGUCUUAGGUGCUCAUGAAUAACUCCCUGGUCCAACUGACUAGUGAUGCAUCUUUAAAAUAAAAAGAUGUCACACCUCAGGGAUUAAAGAUCACAGAAUAACUUAUCAGAAAGUAAAUAUUAAAUAUAGUGCUAAACUAAGCUCACUUUUUUCUUCUCAUCUAAUGUCUAUGUCACUGGGCUUUAAUUGACAAAUGGGCCCAAUUUUUAUAAGCAUAAAAAUGUCAGAAUAAAACAAGUUUAUACCAUAGAGUUAGUCAUUCAAAUGGCAACAAGUUGUCAAAGGAAGCAAAUGCCUUUUUAAAGCCUAAUGUUAAAAAUUAGAGAUCCCAUUAAAACUAUCUACAAGAAUGUUACGCAUUAUUAAUAUGAUUGUUCAUUUAAAUUUAGUUUACCUAAAUAAAAAGGAAUAGUAAACUGAAUUGGAAGUGCCACAAUGUUUGUUUGUAAAUACUGGACAUCUCAUAAUGUAGGUGGCCUGUGCCAUCAUCACCCUCCCUUUGUAAAGUGAUGUUUUAUUGUGUUUGUGCCAGGCUGCACAACAGAUUUGCGUGAGAUUCUGAAAAAGAACGAAGCAAAGCCUCUCUGGUCAAGUAGGAGCAUUAAAACAAACUGCUUUCAACUCCUUGUUGUCAGAGCUGAUGAGUUGAUGCUUUUUGCAAAAUGAAUGUAAUAUGCAAAUAAAAAUAAAGUUACACUA
Molecule: messenger RNA, 3046 nt
Organism: Poeciliopsis prolifica (blackstripe livebearer)
Lineage: Eukaryota; Metazoa; Chordata; Actinopteri; Cyprinodontiformes; Poeciliidae
Gene: ppp1r7
Product: protein phosphatase 1, regulatory (inhibitor) subunit 7
Exons: 10
Coding region: 50-1087 (345 amino acids)
Molecular function (GO): protein binding
Source: RefSeq, a predicted model, not a curated record